UUCAAACACCUUUUUGGCCGUGCACGUGAGACGAUUAAUUCGUCAAUUAAAGGUAAUUACUUGCGCUAAUUCCCACUCAGUCGUGUUUCUACAGACCGAGAGUGAACUUCGCAGAAAAUCUGGUGCGAUCAGUCAAUGGAGUUUCUGUGAGAUUGUUUUUUUUUUUUAUCAACCUGCCGCGAUAUGAGCCGUGAUAAUAUAAUUGCAGCUGAGGAGGACUUCUUGGAGGAUCCUGAUUUGAGGCACCGGGAAAAAUGGCCAAAUAUCCCAGAAAUAUUGAGUCGGAAGGCCAGGAAGGUGUGCCGGGUGCAGACAAUCACAAAUAGACUUCCAGUCCUUCAGUGGAUUCCUCAGUACAAAAGGCAAUACUUCUUCCCAGACAUUGUGGCAGGCAUUACAGUGGCUCUCACGGCCAUUCCACAGGGUAUCGCCUAUGCUGUGGUGGCUGGACUUGAGCCUCAGCACGGUUUGUAUUCUGAACUUGUGCCCAGUUUCGUGUACUUUGUCCUGGGCAGUUGCAAGGAUAUCACAAUCGGUCCUACGGCCAUCAUGGCCCUCCUUGUUCAAUCCCACGCUCUCAAGUCUCCGGAUUUGGCAUUCCUGGCAGCCUUCCUAACCGGACUGAUUAUUCUGGCCAUGGCAAUCCUCAAUCUAGGCUUCCUAGUCCAAUUCAUUUCCAUUCCCGUAACUGUGGGAUUCUGCACUGCUGCCGCCCUUACCAUAGCCAGUGCCCAGAUAAAAUCUCUUCUUGGGCUUCCUGGUCGAGGGAAUGAGUUCAUUGAGAGCUGGACGAGUGUGGUGGAGAAUAUCCAAGAGAUUAAGCUCUGGGACACAGUUCUUGGUGUCUCAUCGAUAAUCUUGCUUGUGUCUUUAAAGAAAAUGCAAGACAUCCCGAAGGGGAAAGUCUUCUUUAAGUACCUGUCCAUAUCCCGGAAUGCAAUUGCAGUUAUUCUGGGAACUGUUCUGGCAUUCCUCCUGCAGGAAUACACAGGAGAAGUUCCAUUUGCUCUAACUGGCUCUGUAGCAGCAGGAUUUCCUCCAUUUGCUCCUCCUCCCUUCAGUACAACCAUUGGGAAUUCCACUCUCAACUUUCAGGAGAUGAUUGCUGAACUAGGCACCUCAAUCAUAUCCAUUCCUGUGAUUUCUGUCCUUGAGAUUGUGGCCGUAGCGAAGGCUUUCUCUCUGGGAAAAACUGUCGAUGCCACCCAGGAGAUGAUUGCACUGGGGUUCAGCAAUAUUCUGGCAUCUUUUGUGGCUUCUAUCCCCCUCUCGGGAUCAUUUACACGGAGUGCAUUGAACAAUGCCUGUGGAGUUUGUACAACAGGAGGAGGCAUCCUGACGGGAAUCCUUGUACUCUUGGCCAUUGGAUUCCUCACUACAACCUUCUACUACAUCCCUAAGGCUUCCCUAGCGGCUGUGAUAAUGGUAGCCAUGUACUUUAUGGUUGAUUUCGAAGCCAUCAAAGAGAUCUGGAGAACGAAGAGAGUCGAUAUCAUCCCUUUUGCCAUCACUCUGAUUGCCUGUCUGGCUCUAGGAGUGGAUUUGGGCAUAGUUGUGGGCAUUGGCAGCAAUUUAAUCUUCAUCAUCUACGACACAGCUCGACCAAGGAUCCAGUUCAAGUGGCUCAAAGUGGAUAACGAUGAGAUUCUAGUUGUGACACCCAAUCAGAGUCUCAUCUUUUCGUCCGCUGAACACUUCAAGAACCGCCUGAUGAAAAAAGUAAUAGCCCAAUCUAAUCCCAAUCUCCUCGUUGUCAUCGAUGGGCACUUUGUACAGAAGAUAGACACCACGGCGGCAUCAAAUAUUUACUCGGCCGUUCGCAGCCUCAGGGAUCUGUGCAGAGGAAUGAUCUUCUGGAACUGGAGUGGACAGGCUCAGGGUGCCGCCUGGCGACUCAAUAGUCAAUUUGGGACGCUAUUUCGCGAUGCCACCAGCCUAGAAGAGUUACUUCGUGCGGUAAAAUAGCCACUUUUUUCCCUUUUUCCUGAUCUUUGAUCUUCUUUUUUUUCUAUCUUGCUCUAUAUUCCCACACAAUUAUUCUUUUCCAAACUGUAAUUAAACUUAUUUUGUAAGAGAUAAAAUGAGGCAAAAAAAUUGGCACCUGA
Phlebotomus papatasi is the source of this 2105-nucleotide messenger RNA. RefSeq names its product sodium-independent sulfate anion transporter-like. NCBI's taxonomy places the organism in Eukaryota, Metazoa, Arthropoda, Insecta, Diptera, Psychodidae. Gene Ontology annotation, cellular component: membrane. Gene Ontology annotation, molecular function: sulfate transmembrane transporter activity. The transcript has 6 exons. Gene Ontology annotation, biological process: transmembrane transport. Bases 184 to 1965 code for a protein of 593 amino acids. The record is from RefSeq and is a predicted model, not a curated record.